Pristis pectinata (smalltooth sawfish) is the source of this 1431-nucleotide messenger RNA. RefSeq names its product probable gluconokinase. Gene Ontology annotation, cellular component: cytoplasm. The record is from RefSeq and is a predicted model, not a curated record. The transcript has 6 exons. Gene Ontology annotation, molecular function: gluconokinase activity. NCBI's taxonomy places the organism in Eukaryota, Metazoa, Chordata, Chondrichthyes, Rhinopristiformes, Pristidae. The coding region runs from base 19 to 636 and encodes 205 amino acids.
CUACGGCUCGCGGUGACGAUGAUGAUUGUGGUGGUGAUGGGGGUGUGCGGCAGUGGGAAGACCACAGUAUCUUCAUCUCUUGCUGAAAAGAUCAUUGCAUUUUGUACUGCUUGUUCCUCGCAGAGGUCUGCAGGUGUGCAGCUGGGCUGGAAAUUCUUUGAUGCUGAUGACUACCAUUCUGAAGAAAACAAAGAAAAGAUGGCUAAAGGAAUACCACUAAAUGAUGAGGAGAGAAUACCUUGGCUGUGCACUUUGCAUGAAAUAUUACUGAGAGAAUAUUCACUUGGCGCAAAUGUGAUCCUAGCAUGUUCUUCUCUGAAGACAAUGUAUCGAAGCAUACUAAUGGGUGACAGCAGUGUAAUCAACAGAAAAUCAGAAAACUAUACAGAGCAGAAACAUUCACAACUUGACUUUAACAAGGACGUUUUGUUUGUGCAUCUUCAUGGUUCCAUGGAACUGAUCAUGAAGAGGUUAGAAACCAGAAAAGGACAUUUCAUGUCAGCUUCUUUGCUGCAGUCUCAAUUUGACAGCCUGGAACCACCUGGAGACAUAGAAACUUUUAUUACUAUAAGUAUUGAGAAAAGCAUUCCAGAGAUAGUGGCUGAGAUUGAAAAAAAUCUGGGUCUAAAUCUUUAACUUUUAACAGGGCAUGUGAAGGAAUAUUAUGGUAAAAUAUGUUCCUUAACGGAAUUUGUAGUUAUAACGGAAGCAAAACUGUUAGCUUUGUAGUGCUGAUGUGAAAACUGUUCCUUCAGGCUUUCUACAGAUGGAAAUUCCAAAGCUGCACUCUUCUCCACAGUUUUGCAAAUUUCUCCAAGGAAAAUCAGUCAAAUUGAUGCAAGGAUCUGAAGUUUAACUAGUUUCUGUAAAAUGCCUUAAAUUUAUUAGUAUAAGUGCCACUUAACAAACUUUGGCCUUUUGUAGGUUUAUAAACUUUGUUUAUUGUUCAACUUUAAUUACAAUUGUCAUGUUGGGCUCAGAUCUUUAAAUUAAUUAAAUUGGGUAUUCUCUUUACUGCAGUGCAUUGAGAAUUCUUUAAUUCCAGCGGUUGUUGGACACUAGGAAAUCUGUUGAACUAAGCUGCUAUUGGUGGGACUCAGACUUGAGUCAGGAUCAACACUACAAUCCUCAGGAAUUUAGAUCAGUAAAUUUUCAAUGCUAACAGAAUUAUAAAAAUAUGUAUUUAAUUUAUAGAAAAAUAUAAUGAGAUAUGGUUGACUAAGGGAACAAUAUUUCCAUUUCCUCAGAGCUUUGGCAGGUUGAAUACUUCAAGGAUGUUUCCUGUGGUGGGGAAAUGUCUUGGCAGUGACUUUAAGGGUUAUGAAUCAGAACUAUGGGUGCUGUGUGAUUAAGUGUUUUCAAAGCCAGGAUGUAGAUUUUUGGACUAGAGGCCAAAUAUCAAUUGUGAUCCUCUUGCCUGGUGAAACAAAC